This is a messenger RNA of Dendroctonus ponderosae (mountain pine beetle), 2862 nucleotides long. Its product is annotated as glutamate receptor ionotropic, kainate 2. The transcript has 11 exons. The record is from RefSeq and is a predicted model, not a curated record. Gene Ontology annotation, cellular component: postsynaptic membrane; plasma membrane. NCBI's taxonomy places the organism in Eukaryota, Metazoa, Arthropoda, Insecta, Coleoptera, Curculionidae. Gene Ontology annotation, biological process: monoatomic ion transport; synaptic transmission, glutamatergic; modulation of chemical synaptic transmission. Bases 200 to 2803 code for a protein of 867 amino acids. Gene Ontology annotation, molecular function: transmitter-gated monoatomic ion channel activity involved in regulation of postsynaptic membrane potential; glutamate-gated receptor activity.
CCCGCCGAAGCGCCUGAAGAAUGGUGCUGCGACAGGCGYAAUUAAUUAAGUCCUGCAGGAGUCGGCAGGCAUUAAAGCGCGCUUUGGAUUGUCCGCUGGUUGCCCCCAAUGAAAGCCACCUGUGGGCGGCUAUUUUCGGCCUGGCAGCCCGCCAGGGAAGCAAAACCGCAUCCAGUGGCCCGCUGCUGUCACGCUGACAAUGCUAGUCGCGCUGCUUUUCUGGGUUUUCCUUGCGGGGGGCGCAGCCCCGAACCCCGCCAGGGUCGGAGUGUUUUUCGAGGGGGCGCAGCCCCUGGACGGCUGGGACCUGCCGCAACUGGAACUGGCGAGCCUGCAGGAGCCCGAAGCCGAUGGCCUGGCCGCCGUUAACGCCUGUAAGUGCUUUGGCAGUCCAACAGGUGAGCAGUUUGAAGCAGCAGUGAAAAGUGGGGUUUGUGCAGUCUGCGCAGCGGCCGGCGAAGGGUUCUCGGCAGUGCUGGGGCCGCCGCUGGGGCGGGGGGCCGAGACGCUGGAGUCGCUGUGCGCGCGGCUGCAGAUCCCCUUCAUCCAGACGCGCUGGGCGCCCAGGCGCCCCCCRGCCGCGCCCACCAGCUUCAACGUGUACCCCGACGCCGACCUGCUGGCGCAGGGGCUGGCCGCCCUUGUGGCCAGCCUGGACUGGGAGCACUUCGUGCUGCUCUACGAGGGCGACCUGGCCAUGCUGCAGGACGUGCUCAAGCUGCAGCAGUUCCGGCCCGACAGCCGCAAGAACAGCGUCAUGCUGAGGAAACUGGGCGCCGGCCCCGAUCACCGGGCGCUGCUCAAGGAGGUGGCGGCGCAGAACGUGCGCCGAGUGGUGCUGCAUUGCGCGCCCCGGAAGGUGCGGGCGCUGCUGCAGCAGGGCAUGGAGGUGGGGCUGUUGAGCGACUUCUCCACCAGCGUUUUCCUAAGCGACCUGGACGCCCACACUUUGGACUUCAGCCAUCUGGAGAUCGAGGCGAAUGUGACGGCGGUGCGGCUGUCGCCCGCCAAAGWGCCCCUGGCGGARGCGCUGCAGCGCGACGCCCUGCUGCUGCUGGCCCGGGCGCUGCAGGGGGGCGCCGACGCGCCYCUUAGGAACUGCAGCGCGCGUCUGGGCCCUUCGGGCCUCGUGGCCGCGCUGCAGCAGGCGGCGGUGCUGGAGGGCGUCACCGGGGAGCUGCGCCUGGAGAACGGGCGGCGCGACUGGUUCGAGCUGCAGCUGAUCGAGGUGCGCAGCCCCCGCAAGCCCAUCGGGCUGUGGAGCGCCAGCCGCCCCCGCCACGUGCAGCUGACGCGCAACGCCACUGAAAUAGAGCGCGAGUUCCGAGAGCGGAUGCGCACCCACAACUUCAUCGUCAGCUCCAAGCUGGGGGAGCCCUGGCUGAUGCCCAGCGGGGUCGGCGGCGCCUCGGGCAACGCCCGCUACGAGGGCUACGCCAUGGAUCUGAUCGCGGAGGUGGCGCACCUGAUGGGCGUCCAGUUCCAGUUCGUGCUGACGCCCAACGACUCCACCCAGGGCAUCGUGGACGACCUGAUGAGGCGGAGGGCCGACCUGGGCGUGUGCGACUUCACCAUCACGCAGGAGCGCAGCGAGCUGAUCGACUUCAGUCUCCCGAUCAUGUCCUUGGGCAUCAGCAUCCUGCACAAGGAGACCGAGCAGGAGGCGAUCGACAACAUGUACGGCUUCAUGCGCCCCUUUUCCAUCAACGUGUGGCUGCACACGAUCACCCUCUACCUGGUGCUCUCCAUAGCGAUCCUGCUGAUCGCCCGCCUGGACCCCGACGACUGGGAGAACCCCCACCCGUGCAACCCGCGCCCCGACGAGCUGGAGAACAUCUGGGGCUUCAAGAACUGCCUGUGGCUCACGCUCGGCUCCAUUAUGACGCAGGGCUGCGACAUCCUGCCCAAGGGGAUUUGCUCGCGCGUGGCCACUGCGAUGUGGUGGUUCUUCUCGCUGAUCAUGACCAGCACGUACACAGCGAAUCUGGCCGCUUUCCUGACAAUGUCCCGCAAAGAGGAGGCCAUCAAGAGCGUGGAGGACCUGGCCAAUCAGAACAAGGUCAAGUACGGGGUGAUGUCCAACGGGUCGACGCAGGCGUUCUUUCAAACGUCAGGCAACAGUCUCUAUCAGAAGAUGUGGGCGACGAUGAAAAACGAGAAUCCGACGGUGUUCGAGAGCACCAAUGCGAAGGGGGUGGAGCGCGUGCUCAGCACCAAAAAGGGGCUCUACGCGUUCUUUAUGGAGUCGGCGCAGAUCGAGUUCGAGCUGGCGCGCCACUGCGGCCUCAAAAAGAUCGACCAGUACCUGGACAGCAAAAGCUACGGCAUCGGGAUGCCAUUGGGGGCGGACUACAGGCGCAGCAUCAACUCGGCGGUGCUGCAGCUGCAGGAGAACGGCAAAAUCCUGGAGCUGAAGGCCAAGUGGUGGAAGCGCGGGGCGGUCGAGUGCGCGCAGGGCGGGGCCGAGGGCAACAAGGACGAGCUGGGACUGGCCAAUGUGGGGGGCGUGUUUGUGGUGCUGGCCGCCGGGAUCCUGCUGGCGCUGUUCUUCGCCAUCGGCGAGUUCCUGUGGAACGUCUACAGCAUCGCGGUGCAGGAGCAGAUGGGGUACCUGGAGGCGCUGCGCAGCGAAGCAAAGUUCGCCUGCAACCUCGGGGUGACGCGCAAGGCGGCCAAGCCCGCCUUGUCGGCGCCCCCAUCCGAACAGGGCGACGCCGACGGCAUGGAGCGCUGCAUCCUGGCGGGCGCCGGCUCCGUGCUGAACAUCAACGCCAGCCUCCUGAACCGCCUGGGGCGCCAAUAAAACGCCAGUGUUACCAGAGCCCCAUUUAAUACAACUCACUUUCACGUGUUGAUCCCGUA